GCGCUUGAAGCGUGCAGAAGUGUAUUUAAAUAUUGAAAAGAAGAACAUUAAUACGUAUACGUAAUAUUUUAAAGUGUUGUGAUAGUUCUGUGACAAGAUACAAAAUGAAAUUGAAAACAAACUGUAAACAGUUAGUCAGUGCGGGUGCGCAACUGCUCGGCCUACUCAUCUGUCUGAGUGGUAUGCGUACAAGUGCCGGCUAUGCCAUUGGCCAGUCCAAGUUUGGCAACAUUGAGAAGUUCCCCUACCAAGUGAUGCUCAUUGGCAAACAGCUGUGGCGCAAGCGCAUACUUUGCGGCGGCACCUUGUUGAACAGACGCUGGGUGCUCACGGCUGGCCACUGCACCAUGGGCGUCACACACUUUGACAUAUAUUUGGGAACGCGCAGCGUGCAGGAUACGGAGCAACUGGGCGGCUUGGUGCUGCGUUCGAAUAAGUUUAUAAUGCAUGAACGCUUCAAUCCGGAGACGGCGGCCAAUGAUAUUGCGUUGGUCAAGCUGCCCACUGAGGUGAACUACACACCACGCAUACAGCCAGCAGAGCUGCCAAGCAGACGACGCUUGGAACAGUUUACGGGCAUGAGCGUGGUGGCCAGCGGUUGGGGCGCUAUGGUUGCAAUGUCUAGCACGGAUGGAAUGCAGUACACUGAGCUUAAAGUCAUACCCAAUGCGGAAUGCGCCGAGGAGUACGAUGUGAUUACGCCUGGUGUAAUGUGCGCUAAAGGACUCAAGGAUGAGUCAGUCUGCACGGGUGAUUCGGGCGGUCCACUAGUGCUUAAGGGCACACAGAUGCUGGUGGGCAUCAUCAGCUUCGGUCCUGCCGAUGGCGCUGCUGGCGGCGGCUGCGAUCAGACAAAUAUACCUGGUGGCUUCACACGAGUCACUCACUAUUUGGACUGGAUUGAGAGCAAGAUUGGCAGUCACCAGCAGCCAAAGCAGCAGCAGGAGCAGCAUCCACACCAGCAUGCGCAUCACAAGCAUCGCGAUGAUAACUUCGUCUAGCUUGACAUUACUUAGUAGACUUCAUAACCACUCCGACUGAUAACUCUUUUAGCUUUAUUUAUAUAUUUUGUGAUAUUGUUUUGUACAUAUGCUCAGCUCAAGGAAUUUGUUCAAUUAUUACCUAUGUAUUUAUUCUAGUUGUAAGCUCUAAGUUGAAAACCCCCGCGCACAGUGGGGGCCUAAAAGAAAGCAUUUAAGCAAAUACAAAAGAAAUUUGAUAAAACAAAAACCGGCUUAGCUAUAUUUAUUACUGAACGUU
Messenger RNA from Drosophila busckii, 1260 nucleotides. Its product is annotated as collagenase. Gene Ontology annotation, molecular function: serine-type endopeptidase activity. The transcript has a single exon. Gene Ontology annotation, biological process: proteolysis. The record is from RefSeq and is a predicted model, not a curated record. The coding region runs from base 105 to 1001 and encodes 298 amino acids. NCBI's taxonomy places the organism in Eukaryota, Metazoa, Arthropoda, Insecta, Diptera, Drosophilidae.